GGGGGGGGGGGGGGGUUCGGGGUCGGCGGAGGGUCGUAAAUCGUAACAGUAGAUGAGUAAAGAAAAGGAAAACAAGGUGCGUCAAGGUGUGAGUGGUCGGUUAAGAGUAGUGAGAACAGCGAUGUGAGGCGCGAAGGUGUGGAAUGUAACGAUGCGCUGGAAUUGAGACAGAAUCACAUUGAAUUGUAGCCGCGCUCCAUUGCCCGAUCGUCGAUUUACUUGAAGUAUGGGGAAGAGGCGGACAUUGACCACACGAACCCGAAACCAACAAAACACGGAAGGAAAAAAAGAGGAGAGAAAAGAAAAGAAAAGAAAAGAAAAGAAAAGGAGGAAAGGGAUAGUCAAGGACGAGCGACAGGCUCUAUCGGAGAAUAAAGGAAAAAAGAAGAGGGAACACGUAGCUGUAUAGAGGAAAAAGGGAAGAAGGGAAGAAGGGUGGGGAGAGAAGGAAGUGAGUUGGGAGAGGAAGAGAGAGAGGGUGGAG
This is a messenger RNA of Aspergillus aculeatinus CBS 121060, 484 nucleotides long. RefSeq lists its product as uncharacterized. The transcript has a single exon. NCBI's taxonomy places the organism in Eukaryota, Fungi, Ascomycota, Eurotiomycetes, Eurotiales, Aspergillaceae. The record is from RefSeq and is a predicted model, not a curated record. The coding region runs from base 227 to 409 and encodes 60 amino acids.